Molecule: messenger RNA, 2750 nt
Organism: Rhopalosiphum maidis (corn leaf aphid)
Lineage: Eukaryota; Metazoa; Arthropoda; Insecta; Hemiptera; Aphididae
Product: G1/S-specific cyclin-E
Exons: 10
Coding region: 244-1851 (535 amino acids)
Biological process (GO): G1/S transition of mitotic cell cycle; regulation of cyclin-dependent protein serine/threonine kinase activity
Cellular component (GO): nucleus; cytoplasm; cyclin E1-CDK2 complex
Molecular function (GO): cyclin-dependent protein serine/threonine kinase regulator activity
Source: RefSeq, a predicted model, not a curated record
AGAAAAAGACCACCGAAACGACAACAAGCACGAUUCGUUCUGCGAGCUGGAGGUCGGCAACGACGGCGGUAUUUUCCGAUUGUGACGCAGGCACGACUAACAGGUCAUAUAUCUUCAUUGGCGCGUGCUAAAAUAAAAGACCUUUGACAACGGCCACGUCUCGAUCAACGCCAUUAUUUUAGCACGAGUCCCUGUGCCGUCUGUCACGUCUGCUGCAUUAUACAUUCCUCAAAGUCAACUACAAUGAAUGACGCCAGUUCAUCUAACAUUGAUGGUGUUUUGAAAAGGAAAAGACAUAACUCUGAAGGCUAUUUACAUAAUGGUACUGUGUCAGGCAAGCGGAUGAAAAUUGACCACAGUCCUAUUGAUCUCCCAAGUAUUUUAUCUAGAUCUAAAUUACAUGGUUCAUCACAGUCAUCACUAUCAGAUGAUAGUGAGCAUCAAUAUUUUACAAAUUUACAAAGAAACUCCAGAGUAAGAGCUGACUCUGAUCCAUUUCAAAUUAAUUCUGAGAACAAUGAUUCCUUCCAACAAUUAACUGUUGGUAAUAAUGGAAGUGUAGAGCGGCGACCAUUAUCUGAGUUACAAGUUCUGUCGCCUGACUCUCAUUCAAUUUAUUCAGAUGAUAGGUCGGAAUCAGAAGCUAGUAGUCCUGCUCUCAGUGAACCUGCCCCAUUAUUAUCUGACAAUGAACUAAGCCCAGAUUGUAUUGAUAGUUCUGAACCAAAGAAAAAUAUUGAAAAUGAUCCACCUACAUAUGUGCCAACUCCACGUUAUUCAAACAUUCAAGAUAAUGUUGGAAGUACUGUAGUUACUACUUGGAGCAAAUUUCGAGACAUGGCCAUUAACCAUAAGCCAAUUGCAUUAAAUGAAAGACCAUGUCCAUUACCUGAAAUUCCUUGGGGUAAACGUGCAGCUUUUUGGCAGAUGAUAUGUAAUAGAGAUUCUGCAACAUUAACUUACAGGAAUCCUGAUUACCAAGAUUGCCAUGAACAUAUAACACCUCGAAUGAGAGCUAUUCUUUUAGAUUGGCUAAUUGAGGUGUCAUCUGUUUAUAAGUUACAUCGAGAAACUUAUUAUUUAGCCAUGGAUUAUUUAGACAGAUAUUUAUCAAACAGUGAUUCUAUUCCUAAACAAAAAUUACAACUCAUUGGAAUUACUUGUCUGUUUAUGGCUGCCAAAAUGGAAGAGAUUUACCCUCCUAAAUUAACUGAAUUUGCUUAUGUCACUGAUGGUGCAUGUACUGAUGAAGAUCUGUUAGAUAUGGAGAAAAUAUUAUUGAUGCAUCUGCGUUUCCGUUUAACACCAGUUUCUAUAAACUACUGGGUAGAACUGAUGUUGCAAUUCAUUUGUGUGGAUGAUAGUACAGCUGAAGACAGUUUGAUUACUCCACAAUUUCCUCAAAAUUUAUUCAAUCAGGUGGCUCAUCUUUUAGAUCUAGCCAGCCUAGAUUCAACUAGUUUACGUUACUCAUAUAGUGAAUUAGCAGCAUCCGCUCUGACUAUAGUGCUAAAUAAAAAAAUUGCUUUAACAAUUUCCGGAUUAUCAGAAGGAAAUGUAUGUAAUUGUGUUGAAUGGAUGUCUGUAUAUUGGAGUGUAAUUCUUGAAGAAUACCAGUAUGAAGAAAUUGAUUUUGAAAAUGAUUCAGAACAAGUAGAUGGCACCCAUGUUAAACAACAACACUUAGUCAGUAUGGAUAUGUAUGAUUUAGCACAGAGUAGAUUUGAACUAAUUCAAUUAUCCCGAGUCAAAGGCCCAGUAACUCCUUCAAACUUAUUAACACCGCCAUGGAGUGGUAAAAAAUAUCCUGUAACAGCUGAAGAGUGCAAACCCUCAUGUAGCUAUAAAUAAUAAAUUAAAUACUGACAACACCAACAGUAAGAUUUUUUUAUUAAAACAUGUACAUUUUACCUUGCAAUAGGUCAUUGUAUUCUAGUUUUCUUUGUGUUAAAUAAUAUUUUAUUUUAAUUGAUAGAUUCUGUCUUGACGACCUAGAUUAUUUAAAUGUGCAAUAAUAAUCUAUUUUUUUAAAUUAGUACUGUUGGUAGUUAAUUAUAAUUAUAAAUACAAUUUGGAAAUCAGUAAUCAUACUGAAAAUUUUUUUCUUUCAAGUUAAUAGCUGAUUUCUCUCCUGAAAAGUGUAAAAUUAAGGUCAACAUUGUUGAUUGAACUGGUGUUCCUCAUUUAAAGUUAUGUCAAAUUGCUAAACAAUGAAAAAAAAAUAUAUUUGACCCUCAUAUUGAUUUUAAUUUUAUGUAACAAUCACUUUGUAUAUUAUAUAUGAUUAACUAAAUACUUAAUAGACUCAUGAGUAAUUAUAUUAGGGUUAUUAUUACAAAUUUUUUUACAAGCCAUUCCUUCAUAUUACACAAUCUUAUAAUUUUGACUUUUUAUAUCAAAUUACAUUAUCCUUUUGUAUUCUAGUCUUAUUUAGCUGAUAAUGAUAAAAUUAUUUUGUGUAGUCUCAUAGCAUGUUUUAUUAUGUACAAUUUUUUUUUUUUUUGAAACUUUAAAUUAUUAUUUCCUUAUGUUAAGAUGCGCAUAUUCAUGGUUUUGUACUAACUCCAUGCGCUAGUUAUAUAUUUGUAUAUGUGUAAUUUUGAAAUCAACGAUUUUCUAAUGUGCCAGUUUCUUUUUAUGUAAUGCAAUGACCAGAAUUUUUGAAAAAUUUGUAUAAAGUGAUCUCCAUUCAACAUUGAAUUUGUAUUAAAAUAUAUUAUAGAACAUAGAAAUAUAUAUAAAAAAUGUUU